CCGCCGCCAUGCGAUUCCGGUUCGGGGUGGUGGUGCCGCCCGCGGCGGCCGGGGCCGGGCAGGAGCUGCUGAUCGCGGGCUCGCGGCCGGAGCUGGGGCGCUGGGAGCCGCGCGGGGCGGUGCGCAUGAGGCCCGCGGGCACGGCGGCGGGCGCGGGGGCGCCGGCGCUGCAGGAGCCCGGCCUGUGGCUCGGGGAGGUGGAGCUGGCGCCGGAGGAGGCGGCGCAGGACGGGGCGGAGCCGGACCGCGUGGACACGUUCUGGUACAAGUUCCUGAAGAGGCAUCCCGGAGGGGAACUCUGCUGGGAAGGCAACGGGCCGCACCACGACCGUUGCUGCACGUACAGUGAAGACAACUUGGUGGAUGGCGUUUAUUCCCUCCCGAUAGGACACUGGAUCGAGGCCACUGGGCACACCGAUGAGAUGAAGCACACAACAGACUUCUACUUUAACAUCGCAGGCCACCAAGCCAUGCAUUAUUCAAGAAUCCUACCGAAUAUCUGGCUGGGUAGCUGCCCUCGCCAGGUGGAACACGUAACCAUCAAACUGAAGCAUGAAUUGGGGGUGACAGCCGUCAUGAAUUUCCAGACCGAAUGGGAUAUUGUACAGAAUUCCUCAGGCUGUAACCGCUACCCGGAGCCCAUGACUCCAGACACUAUGAUUAAGCUAUACAAGGAAGAAGGCUUGGUCUACAUCUGGAUGCCAACACCAGACAUGAGCACCGAAGGCCGGGUGCAGAUGCUGCCCCAGGCGGUGUGCCUCCUGCACGCGCUGCUGGAGAACGGGCACACCGUGUACGUGCACUGCAACGCGGGCGUCGGCCGGUCCACGGCGGCCGUGUGCGGCUGGCUGCACUACGUGCUGGGCUGGAAGCUGAGGAAGGUGCAGUACUUCCUCGUGGCCAAAAGGCCGGCCGUGUACAUUGACGAAGACGCCCUGGCCCGGGCGCAAGAAGAUUUUUUCCAGAAAUUUGGGAAGGAAGCUGUGCCGGACACGAGAGAAAAAGCCACGGGGAGCUGGGCGUGCAGUGCUGUUCCGCCGUCAGACAGGACGAGAGCAGGUGCAGUCCCCGCCCCGGCCAGCGGACCAGCCCUCGCCCCUCAGACGCCGCGUUCGCUGUGUGUGAAGUCACCCUACAGCUCCUUGCUGCCUUGUGACGUGGCUCGCAGAAGACAGUACAAAUGAGCACUAACCG
Messenger RNA from Molossus molossus (Pallas's mastiff bat), 1194 nucleotides. It is a transcript of the gene EPM2A, whose product is annotated as EPM2A glucan phosphatase, laforin. The record is from RefSeq and is a predicted model, not a curated record. Gene Ontology annotation, biological process: protein dephosphorylation. Gene Ontology annotation, cellular component: cytoplasm; nucleus. NCBI's taxonomy places the organism in Eukaryota, Metazoa, Chordata, Mammalia, Chiroptera, Molossidae. Gene Ontology annotation, molecular function: protein tyrosine/serine/threonine phosphatase activity; carbohydrate phosphatase activity; protein tyrosine phosphatase activity. The transcript has 6 exons. Bases 9 to 1184 code for a protein of 391 amino acids.